Schistocerca cancellata (South American locust) is the source of this 389-nucleotide messenger RNA. RefSeq lists its product as uncharacterized. Bases 138 to 374 code for a protein of 78 amino acids. Lineage: Eukaryota; Metazoa; Arthropoda; Insecta; Orthoptera; Acrididae. The record is from RefSeq and is a predicted model, not a curated record. The transcript has 2 exons.
AGACACACACACCGCCAGUCUGAUGGGGCAGGGCUUCAUGAGGGCGUUCGUCCACUCCCGACACUAUAAAAGCCGACUGAAGGCACUCGGCGCGCUAGUCGAGCGCAUCCGUUUCUCCAGGCUCCCAGGGUAUCACGAUGAACAAGUUUCUGGUUAUGUUCGCCAUGGUGCUGGUGGUGGCGCUGUGCGUAUCACCACUCUGGGCCAGUGCUGAGGCGGACCACCAUGGUGGCGGCCACCAAGGGGGCUACCACCAAGGGGGCUACCACCAAGGGGGCUCCCACCAGGGCCAGCACCACGGUGGGGGAAGCGGCCACCACGAUUCGCACCACGGCGGUGGCGGCCACGACUCGCACCACGGCCACCACGGCUGAAGCGCCGAGGCUGGC